GCGUCGGAUCAGGGUCUUGUGGGCAGACGGCGCCGUCAUCCAUCCCUCUCACAUACACACAGGAGCUCGUGCUCUGGCUCGGAUGUACCUUUUUCUUAGAGAAGUGUUUCAACUUGAGGGUAAAAAUGGCUUACAGGACAGUGGUGAUGUACAUGGAGAUCGGCUGUUUUGUGAUCUGCGUAGCUGGAUGGAUCCUGGUCUGUUCUACCAUGCCCACAGAGAUCUGGACUUGGUCUGAGGUAGACAGCAUAGUCCUGACUACAUCAAACUACUUCUCCAACCUGUGGAAAGACUGUAUAUCGGACUCAACUGGAGUAUCUGACUGCAAAGGAAUUCCAUCAAUGCUUGCACUUAACUGGGACAUUCACAUGUGCCGGGCUCUCAUCAUCAUCUCUAUUAUCCUGGCUUUCUUUGGAUCAAUUCUAGUCUUAGUGGGAAUGAAAUGCACUAAAAUCGGAGGAACGGAGAUUGCAAAUGCAAGAGUGACCUUCGCAGGAGGGAUGAACUACCUUGUCUCAGGGAUGUGCUCUAUGGUGGCUUUCUCCUACUAUGGAAAUAAAAUUAGAGCAGAAUUUCAAGACCCUACCUUCAGAGCUCAAAGAUUUGAAAUAGGUGUUGGCGUCUUUAUCGGCUGGGCAGGCUCCACUUUACUUGUAGUCGGAGGCCUUAUUUACAGCAUCUUUGCAGGGCGGGAGGGCUGUCAAUCCACGUACACUCAGAACCAUACCCUCCUCUCCGGCUCCCAGAUGUCUACACAGCCAUCCCAACAAAUAAAAGUGUUGCAUCUUCAGUUGGAACAGAAAGGAGUGAAAGCAGAAAGUCGAAGACGACAACUGACAGAAGAGCCAGCAGUGUUUCUUUUCUGACAGGCAGCACCAGAACAUCAUCUACAAAUUCAUAUGUGUGACCUCUGCACAAAACUGUUCACAUUAUAUCACAUUCAUUUAAGUUUCUAUUUCAUGUGUACGCAUAAUAAAAUAAAGUCAGUGAUUUUCAGAAUUCAAAUAUAUGGUAUUUGGAACCGUUUACAAUUAUUGCUCCCUGGCAAAUAAUCUAAAAGACAUUCCAGCUGGAAAAAUCAUAAUAACAAAUCAAACAAAUAAUGUAAUAUUUGUUAUGUCAGACAAUGAUUUUUAACAUUUUCUAUUAAAUGAUUUCCAAGUUCUGUAAGACUGUUACAAAUUACAAAACCUAAACUCUCAAUGAAAUUCUUUUUUGAACAUGAAGCAGAAAUACUACAAUUAAAACUGAGGCAUCAAGAAAUAUUGUACUGUUUUCCACAUAACUUGAAAGUAAUGGUCAAAGUUAUAGUUCUGUAAGGUCUUCUUUACCAAAUGCAAUACUCAUAAAACAUGUAAGGCAUUCCAUCACUUGUACUUUUACUAUUUUUGUAUAUUAAGAGGGUGAUUAAUAAAGUGAUCAAUGAACAUCC
This is a messenger RNA of Sphaeramia orbicularis (orbiculate cardinalfish), 1432 nucleotides long. RefSeq names its product claudin-10-like. NCBI's taxonomy places the organism in Eukaryota, Metazoa, Chordata, Actinopteri, Kurtiformes, Apogonidae. Gene Ontology annotation, molecular function: structural molecule activity. The record is from RefSeq and is a predicted model, not a curated record. The transcript is spliced from 5 exons. Gene Ontology annotation, cellular component: bicellular tight junction; membrane. Bases 126 to 866 code for a protein of 246 amino acids.